UUACAUGAGAGCGACUAUUUAAUUUAUAUCAUAGAAGUCUCCUCCGGAAACUGGCAAUACAAAACAAAUGUAACAGUGAGUUAUGUUCUUAUUGAAGACGUUACAAACUCAAAUGAAGUGAAUGUAAAAAUUUGGGCUGCAAAUGAAUACGGUACCUCAACAAACUAUUCUGAAAUAUUCAUCAAAAAGAAAGAGCCACACAAGUCCAAGGCAUAUGCUGAAUUCACCAAGGAAGGAGAUGUUAAAAUAUAUGUCAAUUCACACUCUGUCUUUGGUGUUGAAAAAAUAGCGUUUCAAGUGUGUGGAGGGGGAAUUGCUUCUACUCGUGAUCUUUGCUUCGUAGGAAGUUCUCGCUACACAAGUUGUGGAUACGGUUGAUGCUGUUUUAAAAGAUGGAGACAUCCUGGAGUUCUUUGUUCCAUAUCUAAGCCGAUUUAAAAUAUCAAACACUAAUUCCAGCAAUGAGAUCGAGUAUACUCACUUACAAAACCUGAAUAAUUCAGAGAAUAUUUUAAACAUAGUAACAUCUUUCCUAACUUUAUACCGUCCUGAUAAUGUAAGCUACGAAACCUUACUAAAUAAAAAUCUAGAGACCUCAUUGGCUAUCGUGGAGGGUGGAGAAUAUCGCAAAAUCGUGACUUACGAAGAAGUGAAAGAUAAAAAAGUGUUUAUGUCAGUGAUGGAGGAUGGUGCCUGGACAGGGAUGGUUCCGAUAAGCUGCUAUUUCAGUGACGUGCUACAUUUUUAUUUACCACGAGCCAAGUUGAACAUCACCCAAUAUGACGACUCUGGGGACUUAAAUAGUGUGCAUCUUUCGUUUAGACAAGAAUGUUCACUUCGCCCAAACCAAUUUAUGGCUAAAUAUUUUUUAGUAUUUUCGACCUCAAGUCCUAAUUGUGACAACGAAAGGCACAUUAUUGCUAACCUCAGCAACAAGAUAUUUGAUGAUGUGCAUACUGAAAUACCAAAAGACUCUAAGUUUGUCUGCAUAGAAGCUGUUGGUCAGAAAAACGUAUCUGAUGUCUUUGGUCCCAUUAUCAUUAUUCACGGCGAUGUCUAUAAAAAACAUGCAAUCAUAUUAGGAAUCGGCAAUGCUUUUUUCCUGAUAUCAGUUAUAAUCAUAUCAAGAUAUUUCAGUUACUUUGCGUUCACAUUGGGCCGUCUAAAUAGAGAAGAGCACCAGCUUAGCGUUAUGAACAGCAGUAUGACAUCUUUAGAGAAUGUUUCUACCACGUCAAUGGAUACCUUGUUCAACGUGAAUGCUGAUAAUAAAAUGCUCUUAAAUCCAGGUUCUAGAUCUUUAUUGUCAGGUAGUAUUGAAGAUAAUAUUCAUGUUAUAAAUGAAAGUGUUAGUGGCAGUGACAGUGAAAGUGACAGUAAAACCAGUACAGAUAUUUAAUAUUUUAAAAUAUGUUGGCAAGAAAUCGUAUAUUUUUUUGUAACAAACAAAAUAACUGAUUAAUUAAGAAAUUAUUUUCUGCUCUCAUUCUUACGAUUUUACAAAUAAGAUUUAUACACCUUAAAAGGCAGCUGUAGAUGCACUGGAAAAUAUGACAUCCGGGCUUGAUAAAACAACUUUAACAGCGGGUCCACCAUACAGAUGUCAAGAUUAUCUUAGAGUUAUGUCGAAACGCCUGUAAUCAGCAGAAUUAAUUGUUAUAUCGGACAUUGUGAAAAAAAGACGAGUUGGUUUAGACGAGCGUUCAUCUAGUCAACGAUAAGUCAAGAGGUCUUUAUGCAAUAGGUUAUAAAAGUAUGGCAUUUACACGGCAUAAAAUAGUAUAUGUAUGUAUACAGUUGUUGAGAGUUUUAAGUUAAAUAAUUUGUUUUUAGCAGCAUUAAAUCGUCUUAAAUAUUGUUUGAAAUAAUAUUUCGAAACAUGCCUCUAUUAACUGGAUGGAACUAGGUGGAGAGUUUCCUAUCCUACGGUCUCGGCAUAUGCCAAAAAAAUUAUAUCUACCAAAGUUGUAACUUAAACAUGACUGUCUAAAGCUGUGAAAAUAUAUAUUGUAUUUAUAGCAUGAAAAUCUGACAGAAUAUGUUGUGUUCGACAUAAAAUAAUGUUAAAUGUUUUUUUUUAAUUAAGUACUAGUCAGACAAACCACUACUUAAAAAUAAACAAAAAUUUGAAGGAGUAAAGUCUCGUUUUUUACCAGCGAUGGUGAAAACGGAUCUGACACACUACAGUUUAAGUGGGAUUUUUUUUUCAGUGCGUUUUUCAUGUAUAUUUUUGAGUGUUUUUUUAAAAACAAUUCCCUUGAUUUUAGCUUGUGCUUGUGUUUCCACUUUCCAAUAUUUAUGUGUUGCAUUUAUGUUUACAUUGUACUAAAAUGUUCAAGCAAACAAACUCAAAAAAUGCGAUUAAAUUGUUAUAAAAUUAUGUAAAAUAUCCUCAUGUUAGUUUGAA
Molecule: messenger RNA, 2407 nt
Organism: Physella acuta
Lineage: Eukaryota; Metazoa; Mollusca; Gastropoda; Physidae
Source: RefSeq, a predicted model, not a curated record